AUGAUCUUGUUGCCGAUUUUACGAGUUCCACUAAAACUACUGAGACUAAAACUAUGUUAUGCGAAUAUAUUUUUUCGUGAUAUUAAUCUGCGUGGUAUCGUUGUUGAAUCGAUCACUUCAGUGUCAAAAACUGUUGUAGUUUGCGUAGCAGGUUUUGAGGGUCUUUCAUCAACAGCACCUACAUUUCUUAAUUUAACAGAAGAAUUACUUUUAUCAGCAGCAAUUCCAAUUGCUGAAGUUUUUCGUUAUGAUUCAACAGGCAUUGGUCUGUCCGAUGGUAAAUAUUAUAAAAUGACAAUUGCUCUCUGUCUUGGCAGUUGUAUAAUUUCACAAUUUUUGAAUUCAACAGGAAAUUAUUUUCACAUAGAAAAAAUUAUUUUACUUGCACCAGCCUUAGAUCAACACGAUCUUCAUCGUUAUUGCAAACCAAUCGACGUUUGUAAAUCGUAUCGAGCACGUUUAUGCUCACAAGAAGACUUUUCAUUUAAAUUAAAUGAUUACGAAAAUCACAUUCUUCAUAUACAUGGUAAUCAAGAUUUUGUUGUUCCUAUUGAAAGUAUUAAACGUCCAUUGAAACAUACAUUAAUUGUAAAUACGAACGAUCAUGAUUUAGAGGAACCGGAUAUUUUACAAGAACGGACAAUAAAAGCUGUGGAAUUUAUUUGUAGAAAUGAAUAA
This is a messenger RNA of Rotaria socialis, 678 nucleotides long. Lineage: Eukaryota; Metazoa; Rotifera; Eurotatoria; Philodinida; Philodinidae. The record is from the annotation of a GenBank genome assembly.